Messenger RNA from Penicillium manginii, 1320 nucleotides. RefSeq names its product CRAL/TRIO domain protein (gene sfh5). Gene Ontology annotation, biological process: Golgi to plasma membrane protein transport; regulation of exocytosis. Gene Ontology annotation, cellular component: cortical endoplasmic reticulum; plasma membrane; cytosol. Gene Ontology annotation, molecular function: phosphatidylinositol transfer activity. The coding region runs from base 1 to 1320 and encodes 439 amino acids. The record is from RefSeq and is a predicted model, not a curated record. The transcript has 2 exons. NCBI's taxonomy places the organism in Eukaryota, Fungi, Ascomycota, Eurotiomycetes, Eurotiales, Aspergillaceae.
AUGUCUGAUCCGAAGCCCAUUGAGCAGAUUCCUGUCGAGGAACCUGUCGUUGCGACAGCCGAGUCCUCGGAAACUCCCGCCGCCCCUAUUGUUGAGACCAAUGGCACCGAUGCCGCUACCAAGCCUGAGGAACCCGCCAAAGAUGAGCAUGUGAAGACUGAGCAACCUGUCAAGGACGCAAUCUUGCCAACUACUACCACCACCAUCGCCGCUGAGCCUCAAGUAGCUAAGCCCGAGGAGCAAAAGCCCCAGAAGCCAGAAUACGUGACCAAGAUCCCGUCCCUGGGCGAGUUCUUCGACCAUCUCCCCGCCAUUCUCACCAAGACUGGCCACGAUGAGAUGUGGGGCGUUCCUCUCAAGGAUACCGCCGAUAUUCCCACCGUCAACGUGCUGAUCAAAUUCCUUCGCGCCAACGAGGGAAACCUGGCAGCUGCCGAGGACCAGCUUCGCAAGGCGCUCGAGUGGCGCAAGCAGACCAACCCAUUGGCACUGAUCGAGUCGGGUCGCUAUAGCGCCACAAAGUACGGAGGCCUGGGAUAUCUGACUACCUACGAGGAGGAUGGUCGUCCUCUGGUUUUCACAUGGAACAUCUAUGGCGCAGUCAAAGAUAUGAGCGCGACCUUUUCGGACUCGGACGAAUUCGUCAAAUGGCGCGCAGCCCUCAUGGAACUUGCCGUCCAAGACCUGAAGAUGAAGGACGCUACGACCGUGAUCGACUACGAUGGUGAAAAGGACCCUUAUCAGAUGGUUCAAGUUCACGAUUACCUGAAUGUCAAGUUCUUCCGUAUGGACCCUGCGGUUCGCACCGCCACGAAGAAGACCAUUGAUGUCUUCUCCACCGCGUACCCUGAGCUGCUGCGCGAGAAGUUCUUCGUCAAUGUGCCCUCCAUCAUGGGCUGGAUGUUCUCUGCUAUGAAGCUUAUUCUGAGCCGCAACACGACCCGCAAGUUCCACCCCAUAUCCAAUGGCGCGAACCUCGCUCGUGAAUUCCCUGCUGCCAUUGCGGAUAAGCUCCCUAAGAUCUACGGCGGAAAGGGUGCGGACCUGAAGGAUGAGGCUCGCACAGUCCAGCUUAUUGAAGACAACGAAGUUAAGAAGCAGGAGCCUAAGGAGGAGGCAAAGCCUGCUGAGGCUUCUGGCGACACAAAUGCUGCUCCUACUGAAGCUGCCGUGAGCUCCGAGGUAAAGGAAGCUUCCAAGGAUGAGCCUACUGCUGCUGAGCCUGCCAAGGAGACCCCCGUCAAGGAGGAACCUAAGGAGGCCAUUCAGGAGCCAACCGAGGAGCCAGCUGCGGAGAAAGUCAAGGAGGAGACUAAGUAA